Cladophialophora immunda is the source of this 1129-nucleotide messenger RNA. RefSeq lists its product as uncharacterized. Gene Ontology annotation, molecular function: thioredoxin peroxidase activity. The record is from RefSeq and is a predicted model, not a curated record. Gene Ontology annotation, cellular component: cytosol; mitochondrion; cytoplasm. Bases 175 to 732 code for a protein of 185 amino acids. The transcript has 4 exons. NCBI's taxonomy places the organism in Eukaryota, Fungi, Ascomycota, Eurotiomycetes, Chaetothyriales, Herpotrichiellaceae. Gene Ontology annotation, biological process: cellular response to oxidative stress; hydrogen peroxide catabolic process; cell redox homeostasis.
GGAGCUUCGAGGGAGCUGCGAGGGUGCGGCCUUAAAGCUCCCUCUUGGGGCACACGGCGAGGGACAUCAACAGCGAACAAUAGGUGAGGUCCCAGUGAAGUUGGAGUGAAUCGCUCCUGCAACGUAUUCCAAAUACCUACUUCCCACUCAAUUCAAUCUCACUCAGUCACAUAAAUGUUCUCUCGAUCCCUCUUCCGUCCUGCUACUUCUCUCCGUCCCACCUCUCUUACUCCACGCUUCAGACCAUUUUCAUCGACGUCCGCAAUCAUGGUCAAACAAGGAGACUCCAUCCCAAAUAUCGACCUCUACGAGGACUCCCCCGGCAACAAAGUCAACCUCGCCAAAGAGCUCAGCUCUGGCAAAGGCCUCAUCAUCGGUGUCCCCGCUGCGUUCUCUCCCUCAUGCUCCGACACUCAUAUCCCAGGCUACAUUGCCAAUGACAAGUUGAAGAGUGCCGGGAAAGUCUUUGUGGUAUCUGUGAACGAUGCUUUCGUCAUGAAGGCUUGGGCAAAGAGCUUGGACGAGUCGAAGAAGAGUGGCAUUCGUUUCCUCGCCGACCCCUCUGGAGAGUUCACUCGUGCCUGGGAUGUGGAGUUCGACGCUGCUAAGAUCUUGGGCAACAACCGAAGCAAGCGGUAUGCAGUGACCACCGAGGAUGGCAAGGUCGUCAAGGCUUCUGUCGAGCCCGACAACACUGGCGUCACAAUCUCGGCCGCCGAGAAGAUGUUGUAAACCAAUCAACCCUUAGAAGGGCAGACCUACCACCAUAGGUGCGGCAUCCUGUAACGGCAUGGUGAAAAUCAAAAUGGGAGUGACAUGGAAAUGCAGCAAAAUGGAGGGACGUGGCAGAAGCUUAACACAAUUCCUGUGUUCAUGUACCAACUUCAGUUCUCCAUUUCAGCUUAAUCUGAAGUGCCAAAAGCAACUGCAAUUUCCUCUAUGAACACUCUUUACGGUCCUGGAAGAGGGCAUAAUUCUAAGUUUCAUUUUUGACAUGACCAUCUUCGCUCGACUGGACGAGAUUCGGAUUCCAACAAGAUCGAGAAAGCAUCUCAUUCAAUCCCUAACAUAGAGGACGGAUGAAGAGACAAUGCACGAGGACCACCAUUCGUCUUCUAACUCGCUAAAU